Messenger RNA from Labrus mixtus (cuckoo wrasse), 3411 nucleotides. RefSeq names its product dynamin 1-like (gene dnm1l). Gene Ontology annotation, biological process: mitochondrial fragmentation involved in apoptotic process; mitochondrial fission. Lineage: Eukaryota; Metazoa; Chordata; Actinopteri; Labriformes; Labridae. The record is from RefSeq and is a predicted model, not a curated record. Gene Ontology annotation, cellular component: mitochondrion; microtubule; cytoplasm. Gene Ontology annotation, molecular function: GTP binding; GTPase activity; microtubule binding. The transcript has 20 exons. Bases 123 to 2312 code for a protein of 729 amino acids.
GCAGCUUCGAAGAGACGCCAGUAGCUUGUAGCUGAGGGACAUUGAAUGACUUUGUGCUCGAGUGCGGCAGCAGGGUUAAGAAAGUUGGACUAUUUGACAGGUUGGGAUAAGUAUCGGAGCUCAUGGAGGCCCUCAUACCUGUCAUAAACAAACUGCAAGAUGUAUUUAACACGGUUGGCGCAGACAUUAUUCAACUGCCGCAGAUAGUUGUUGUGGGAACUCAGAGCAGUGGGAAGAGUUCUGUCUUAGAGAGUCUGGUUGGCAGGGACAUCCUGCCACGUGGUACUGGCAUCGUCACACGCCGGCCCCUCAUCCUACAACUGGUGCACAUAGACACAGAGGACCGAAGGAAAACCAAUGAAGAGAAUGAAUCCAAGAGAAAUGGACGACUUUACAGAGGCAUCGAUGGAGAAGAAUGGGGCAAAUUCUUACACACAAAAAACAAGAUCUACACAGACUUUGAGCAGAUCAGGCAGGAGAUUGAGGCCGAAACAGAAAGACUUUCUGGCAAUAACAAGGGUAUAAGUGAUGAUCCCAUUCACCUGAAAGUCUUCUCACCACAUGUAGUGAACCUCACCUUGGUGGACCUUCCUGGCCUUACAAAGGUACCAGUGGGAGAUCAGCCAAAAGACAUAGAGCUCCAGAUCAGAGAUCUGAUCGUCAAGUACAUCUCAAACCCCAACUCCAUCAUCCUGGCUGUGACGGCUGCUAAUACAGACAUGGCGACUUCAGAGGCUCUUAAAGUGGCCCGAGAGGUUGACCCUGAUGGCAGGAGGACGUUAGCUGUGGUAACCAAGUUGGAUCUGAUGGAUGCUGGCACAGAUGCAAUGGAUGUGUUGAUGGGCCGGGUCAUUCCUGUCAAACUGGGUAUUAUUGGAGUAGUAAACAGGAGUCAGUUGGAUAUCAAUCAAAAGAAGCUGGUGGCAGAUUCCAUCCGUGAUGAAUAUGCCUUCCUCCAGAGGAAGUAUCCGUCUCUCGCAAACCGAAAUGGAACCAAGUAUCUUGCCAGAACACUAAACAGGCUGCUCAUGCACCACAUCAGAGACUGUCUUCCUGAGCUGAAGACGAGGAUCAACGUGCUGGCAGCACAGUACCAGUCUUUACUCAACAGUUAUGGCGAACCAGUCGAUGACAAGAGUUCCACCCUGCUGCAGCUCAUCACAAAGUUUGCUGCAGAGUACUGCCACACCAUAGAGGGCACAGCCAAGUACAUCGAGACAACUGAACUAUGUGGUGGAGCGAGAAUCUGUUAUAUAUUUCAUGAGACAUUCGGUCGCACAUUGGAGUCAGUCGAUCCUCUGGGUGGACUGACGACCAUUGACGUUCUCACAGCAAUAAGAAAUGCAACGGGCCCGAGGCCUGCUCUAUUUGUGCCUGAAGUUUCCUUUGAGCUGCUGGUGAAGCGGCAGGUGAAGCGUCUGGAGGAUCCCAGUCUGCGCUGUGUGGAGCUGGUUCACGAGGAGAUGCAGAGGAUCAUCCAGCACUGCAGUAACUACAGCACACAGGAGUUGCUGAGGUUUCCAAAGCUCCAUGAUGCCAUAGUAGAAGUGGUCACCUCGUUACUAAGAAAAAGACUCCCCGUCACCAAUGAAAUGGUUCACAACCUGGUUGCCAUUGAGCUCGCCUAUAUCAACACCAAGCAUCCCGACUUUGCAGACGCCUGCGGCCUCAUGAACAACAACAUAGAAGAGCAGAGACGCAACAGAAUGAGAGAUCUCCCCUCUGCUGUCCCCAGAGACAAGUCCCAUAAAGGCCCCGGUGGGCAGUCCCUCUCCCCCACUGAUCUUCCUGCCCUCGAGGGCGAGUUCGCCAAGGCAGCAUCCAGUGGCCCUCAGACCGGCUCCGUCAGCGACCAGUCAGAUGGCGGGACAGGAAACUGGAGGGGCAUGUUGAAGAAGGGAGAGGAGAAUGUAGAUAGGAGCGGAGGUGCCCACACCCUCCCUGCAAGCCCGCAGAAGGGCCACGCUGUCAACCUGCUAGAUGUGCCUGUGCCAGUAUCCAGGAAGUUGUCUGCUCGGGAGCAGAGGGACUGUGAGGUCAUCGAGAGACUCAUCAAGUCAUACUUUCUUAUCGUCCGCAAAAACAUCCAGGACAGUGUGCCAAAGGCAGUGAUGCACUUCCUGGUGAACCAUGUGAAGGACUGCCUGCAGAGUGAGCUGGUGGGUCAGUUAUACAAGACUGCUCUGCUGGAAGACCUGCUGACAGAGUCUGAGGACAUGGCUCAGAGGCGCAAUGAGGCUGCUGACAUGCUCAAGGCGUUGCAGAAAGCCAGCCAGGUGAUAGCAGAGAUCAGAGAAACCCACAUGUGGUGAAAGCUGCCUCCCUCCAGCACACAUGGACCCUUGGGCCCUCCCAGACCCGCAAACCCCUGCUGAGAGUUUUCGGCACUUCAGACGGCAAAGACGAACAACUUUAAAAUGCACUGCUGCUGAUCUGUGUAUAUGCAAACAUAGAUUUUAAAGGACCCUAAGUACAAACAAGACCUUCACCGCCAGCAUCACAUACGCUCCUGUACCUAGAUUAUUCUAUAUUUUUCAUAAAUAUUUAAAACAUCUAGAUAACGUUAUGCAUCACCACGAUGUGGAGCCUUGCUGAGGAAUGUCUGCUCUUAUGUACAUUUGAAUUAAAGCUAGAAUUGACAAACACACGGUACAACACUCUCUUUAUCAUAUCAAGUCUUUUAUUAGAUGCCAACAAAAUAAUGUGUCUACUGGUUAUUCCCAGGAAAUACACAUAACUUGGAUUUUUUUAAUUGUACACUGUUUUUACAGUCUUCAGUUUCAUGUUAAUAGCAGCAUUACUUUUAUGGAGACAUGUAAGUUUUGUACAUCAGACCCACAGAUGUAUUUUGUUUUUCCUUAUCGAACAAUAACUCUUGAACUCUUAAAUUAUCUAUUGAACAAACUUUCAAAGGUUUUGAUACAUCCAGUAAGCUGUUCCAUGGUGAUUCUGGCUGGUUGAGUUUGUAUUGAUAUGUAAUGUUCUGUCGUUUGGACUCAAGAACACAGAAACAGACAAUCUGCAGGGUGAUUGUAAUAACUUAUUUAUUGUUUUGCUAUCAUGAUAAUUGACAUGUAACCCAACACAACAGAACAGAACUAUGAAUUCACACACUUAGUGGAGUUGUUGGCCAAUCACUGGAGUCGAAACUUUGCUUGUCCCUGUCAGACUGCUCCUUUACCUUAGGCGGCCGCCCAUCUUGCCCUUGCCGCGACCUUUGGCACUGAAAAUUUGACAAAGUGGAUGAACGUUAUUCUUUUGCAGCACUUCACAAAUCACUCCCAAAAUACAGUAAAUAGAUUGUAUGUAUGGUUUGUACAGAAUCCAAGGUAAAGGCAUCACUCGUGUCCACAGGAGGUGUUUUAACCCUAAUGACAAGAUCAGAAAAUAAUAAAGUAUACAACAUAUCAA